CCUUGUAACACGCAGUUCUCAAAUAGCACCUAAGAGUAUUCCGUUUGAUAAGUAAGUUACUUAAAAGUGCGGCAAGUAAAUCGGUUCAAUACUUCGUUACAUUUGGUUUCUAUUUCUAAUAACAACAAGGAUAACGGUCAUCUGAAAAGAUAUUUUAGUGUAUUCAACAAGUUUGAGAAAGACCUUGUGUAUCUUGACUUCAUUCUAACGGAAUAAUAGGAUUCAGUGAAGAAAAGCGUGUGUUUUUUUGUUCUUCUCGGAGUUUGAAAAUUUCGUAAUUGAGUGAUUAGUGAAUAUAUUCAGUGAUAAUUCUUUUGGAAAGCUGCAACAAGAAAAAUCGAAAGAAAUGAAGAAGGGAAGAAUCUUCCAGAUAUUUACGCCGUUCCUUUUACUGGUAUUUUACGUGUCGCCAUCCGCCACUUACGCUUUGACGACCUUUGGUAAAACCAAUCCUCAGAAUCAAAAUCAAAAUCCACCACCGCCACCUACGCCAGUUGGGAAGGCUCGCGAAUGUAAGUUAGACACUGAUUGUGCUGGUAUACAGAAUACUACGUGUCUGUCAGAUUCCCGAGAUGGAAGGACCCGUUGCCUAUGUGGAGAUUACAGUCCACCGCUUAACGGCGCGUGUA
Molecule: messenger RNA, 629 nt
Organism: Nomia melanderi (Alkali bee)
Lineage: Eukaryota; Metazoa; Arthropoda; Insecta; Hymenoptera; Halictidae
Source: RefSeq, a predicted model, not a curated record